Molecule: messenger RNA, 3668 nt
Organism: Mycena citricolor
Lineage: Eukaryota; Fungi; Basidiomycota; Agaricomycetes; Agaricales; Mycenaceae
Source: the annotation of a GenBank genome assembly
GGGCCGUGGCACUGCAAAGCGCUUAGUCAUCACUACUCGCCGCUUUGCUCUCGCACUCCAGUGCGCUUUAUCCGCAGCCGCUUCGCUCAUGCUUAGCGGACCAUCUGCUCCUCCUACAUCACCAGGACUCGGGGGAUUCGGGGCACCUCGCAGAUCAAAUAACGGUACUCAGAAUGGCAUCGCAAGGCACCUGGAUUCCAUGACGGCUGCGCAAAUCAAAACCCACUCGAUAGAGGUCGUCAAACGAGAGACGAAGGGUGCUGCUCCUCUGAGCCUUCUCAGAAUGGCCGGAACCCAGAUCGCUUCUGCGACUGAAUGUGAGAAUAAAGGGGAUUUACGGAAUGCACUGGCUGCGUUUACGAAGUGCGCUACGCUUGUGCAGACAGUCAUGGAUUCGACAGAAUUCAAGAAGGAAGGGGUGCAUGGUGUGGUACACAAGGAAGCAAGGGACUUUCUUGAGCGCAAUCCCAUUCAAUACAUAUCUAGUCAUAUGACAGCUGCAGAGGAGAAACUGAAAGCGAUAGAGAAGGAGAAGGAGAAGAGUGAGGAAACGACAGGCCCAGUGUCCAUCCAAGACAGGAUACAGGCGUUGAAGAACAAUGGAUUGCAGGCUCUCGGGGAUGUUCCCAGGCGAGGGCAACCGGCAGGCAAACCCCCAGCUCCGGCAACGGCCCUCAAAGCACUCUCCGGACUCGAGUCGCCGAUAUCGUUGAACAUGAAUGCACUUUCGCUUUCAACACCAUCAGCUCCACCAUCCACUUCCUCGUCGCCUCACGCCUUAGUUUCCCCACAUUCUUUUGGACCUCCUUCGCCCACAUCGACACCCUCGUCUUCUCCUCUCCAACCACUAAUACACACACUCCCAUCUGUUCCCCAUGGGCCUGCUGCGCCGCUGCGCACGUUCAGCAUCUCGAGCACGGAAGCCAAAUUCCCGUCGAUCUCGGAACUCGAUGAGACGUUUGCGCUCCCCUCGGUGAACACCGGCAUAUCCACCGGAUCUGGCUCCACUGGGUCGGGUACCAGAGAACAGCUGACUACACUCGCGGACACAGCGGCCUCGUCGUCGUCGUCACCGUCGUUCCGCAACUAUCUACCGAUCGAACGGCCGUCAAGUACCCCCGUCACCCCCAGCCUCCCGGCAUUCGUCAGCCGGCCGCCGUCGCCCAGCAGACCUCCGAUUCCAGUCAAACCGUCUGCGUUGUCCUCUGCGAUCCCGAAGCCCGCGCUGCCGAACAGCGGCUCGGCAUUCCCCAAAGAUUUAUACGCCUACCUCCGGGAUCACAAAGUCCUCCUUCUGGAUGUGCGCAACCGAGCUGACUUUGAAAAAGUGCAUAUUAAGACCGACGCAAUCGUUUGCGUCGAACCGGUUGUCCUCUCAAGGGCAGGGUUGACGGCGGACCGGCUGGAAGACAGCAUGGCCAGUGCACCAACGAAUGAAACAACCAUGUUCAAGAACCGGGACAAGUUUGAUCUCAUCGUUGUCUAUGAUCAGUCGUCUCAGUCUCUGGGUCCACCGUCGGCUCCCAUGGCGAUCCUCGUCAGGUUGAUCAGCGAGCAGGCGUUCACAAAGAUGUUGAAGAGGAUGCCGAUGGUCUUGAUCGGGGGACUGGAUGCCUGGAGGAGGGACAUCGGAGACAAUGAGGUGACGAGCUCCACAUUAUCAACUCUCUCUCGGACAACAUCGACGAACGGGGAGGGCGCCUUCGCUGCUCCGUCUCCCGUGACUUUCUCGAGUUCGUCCUCGAUCGCGAAUGGGUUCUCCUCGACCAAUGGUGUCAGCGGCUAUGUGAGCUCGGCCACGGUCAACGGAUAUUCGGGCUCGGCAACGAUGACGACGAGCGCCUCUGAGCACCAAUUGUGGACACCGCGGUCCAGGGCAGACACGAAUCCGAUUCCGACUCCAUCACCGACUCAUCUGGGGCAUCGACCCAAUUUCUCUGUAGACCAGUCCAUCGGACAUUCACGGUCACCUGCAGAGAUAUCAUGCCCAACGUCUGUGAGAAAGCCGCCUUUACGACCGACGCCCUCCGGUGGUCCAUUCGGUACUAUUCCUGAAUCUACUUUUUCAGGGACGUCUUCCCCGAUCGCCUAUCCGUCGUUUUCGUCGCGCAACUCCCCUUCGGUCAGCAGUCCACCACCUAUCAUGUCUCCACCACAGGCGUCAAUCAAUCCGACACUUUCCCGCCGCCGAAGCGACUACAUCGACCAGUCGCAAGAAGCCGUGUCGAGUCUUCGGCCGCUGGAUUACCCCAGUCAGCAGCAUCUCAUUCGGCCGCCGCCCGCGGUGGCAUCAUCCGCUUUGGAACGUCAAGAACGACCGCGCGGAACGACGCUCUCAAAUCCGCCUUCGUCCGACGUGCCAAGAAUCAAUUCUGAUUAUGCGCCGACGUACUGGUCCGACAUUUCUAUCGGCACCUCGGGUCUCAAGAAUCUGGGCAACACCUGUUACAUGAAUGCGCCGAUUCAGUGUCUGAGUGCGAGUCUGCCAUUCGCACAGUUCUUUGCCAAUGGGCGUUGGAAGACUGCAGUGAAUACAGUAAACCCGCAUGGCUCUAAAGGACUUCUGUCUGGUUCAUUUGCGAAUCUGGUUCGAUCCAUGUGGAGCGGCGAGCUACCGUAUAUCAUCCCCGUAGAAUUCAGGAAAACUGUUUGUCACUUGAACAGCCAGUACAAUGGCUCAAAUCAGCACGACUCACAAGAGUUCCUCAGUUUCCUCCUGGACGGCAUCCACGAAGAUUUGAACCGCUUGCUCAUCCAGCCAACGUUCACUCGAACGCCAGAGCAGGAAGCCGAACUCGAGCGCCUCAGUCCGCAGAUUGCCAGCGAACAAGAAUGGAGGCUCUGGAAAACUCGAAACGACAGCCUCAUCGUCGACUUUUUCCAGGGCCAGUUCCGGAACCGGCUGCAAUGCUCAACGUGUAGCACGACGUCGACGACGUACAACGUGUUCUCGAUUUUGCAGUUGCCGAUUCCGACUGGCAGAGGCUCCAAGGUCCCGCUGCAGAGCUGUAUCGACGCUUUCUUCAACCGGGAGAUCAUGGACAAGGACGAUGCCUGGGACUGCCCCAAGUGCAAAACAAAAAGGCGUGCCACGAAGGAGUUGUCUCUGGCGCGGCUUCCCCCGAUCCUGGUGAUCCACUUGAAACGCUUCGAGAUCCAUGGCCGGUUUUCGGACAAGAUCGAUACCUUCGUCGAUUAUCCAGUCAAGUCGCUGGACCUCACCAACUUCAUGCCGCCGCCGCUACCUCCGGGUGCAGACAAGAGCCAGCUCAAUGGCGGGAUGCCCAUGAGCUCGGAUGAUCCUCGGGUCCAGCUUCCGCCGUACAAGUACAAUCUGUACGCAGUGACAAACCACACGGGUAACCUCACCAGCGGUCAUUACACGGCAUUUAUUGCUGACCGGGAUGGAUGGAAAUCCUGUGACGACAGCAGUAUCCGGUCCGUGGACGAGAAACAGGUCGUUAACCAACGUGCCUACGUUCUGUUCUACAAACGGGUGAAGAACACGCCGUAGAUUGGGGAACGGAUAUCUUAUGGUAUAUUUUACAACUGCAACCUUUACUGUCACAACCUAUUCGCUAUCCAUUAAGCACCCAUCUGUAUUUACUACGCACAUUGGAAUGUAGACGAGACGAUCUGAGCCAGCAGAAAGUUCGCACGUCACUUGA